Protopolystoma xenopodis is the source of this 1059-nucleotide messenger RNA. Lineage: Eukaryota; Metazoa; Platyhelminthes; Monogenea; Polystomatidea; Polystomatidae. The record is from the annotation of a GenBank genome assembly.
AUGCUCAAGUUUAUCUUCAUUCUAACCCCCCUACUCCGCCACUCCACUCCUGCCAAAUCCGCCGAUGCUAUGGGCAGAACAAGACUUACCCCCGCGGGUCUGAAUGAGGCCGCCACAUCCUAUCCCGGCUACGGACUCCUGAGUGAAUUGGGCCUGUCGCCUUCUGCUGGUCUCUCUAUUGACCUCUUCUCAACAACCGGUAUGCUGCCCGUGCCUCCGGUCGUCAUACAGCCCUCAUCUCAGACGACCGCUCACGAAUUCCGGCAAUCCCAUAACCACCCGCAACACCAGCACCCGAUUCAGCAUCAUCACAACUAUCAGCAUCAUCAGCAACCCCAGCAACUAGCUCAACAUUUUCAGUCGCCCGGACAACCGUCCAGCCUUGCCUAUCAACACAGCCUGUUGCCCACGCCGGCGAAUUCCGCGCCCGCUCCGUCCGCCUUGGGCAGACUUCCGCUGAUGGCGCACACGACCGCCGGCCAGCUCUCGAUGCACGGCUUCCCCGGGCAGAUGGCAGAGCCUGGUCGACUCGAUUUCGACGUCGGGCAGUCGGUCCAGCUGGCCUCGCUUCUGGCUGCGGGAGGCGGAGCACUGACGACAGGCCUCCACCUUUUCCGCCGGGAUGCUGUCUCCCAUUUCUAUCGGGCUUCAGUGAAGCGGCGAUACAGCAAAAGUCUCUGUGAUAGGCAGCCGAAUGAGACCUCACUGCAGACUGCAACGCACCAUUUGGUUCUCACCUUCUCGCGCAUUCUGGGCAUCUUUAGGGGCGGCAUCAUGGCGUGUUUGGAUGACGACUUAAUGUGCCCAUCAAUCCUGCCCCCCGCAAGUUUUGCCCCCCGGGCUCGGCCACAUAGGCCGACCUGGUCCUUGUACGCCCUCAGUGCCCGGAGGCCUCCAUCCGAUCUCUUUGUGGAAACGAUCCCUUAUUGGCCUCUCGAACGCUCCGUAAACAGAUGGGCCUCGUAUCAGAGACAUGACGCCAAUACUUAUUUUAUACCUUGUCUGGCUUGGAUUGCCAACUCAAAUGAGACUGUCAGUGUAAGUGGCUGCUUUGCAUAA